Messenger RNA from Mesorhabditis spiculigera, 201 nucleotides. The record is from the annotation of a GenBank genome assembly. Lineage: Eukaryota; Metazoa; Nematoda; Chromadorea; Rhabditida; Rhabditidae.
AUGCUGCUCACGCUGUUUUUUCUGCUAUUUCUGGCAUGCUUCGACACAUAUUCGGCUCUUUCCUUUCGGGCCCCACCAGCGCCCCUGAGACUGAGAGAUGCUCGGCUCCGCCGCCAAACGCUGUGCGUCUGGGACGGGUACCGUGACUGCUGGGGUGUCUGCAUCAAGCCAGACGUCGUUUGCCCGGCCUUUCCGUUCCGA